GCGGGGUUAACAUGACAACAGUUACGCACGAUAUUCCUUAGCGAAAGGACGCGUUUGCAACAUGGCGUCAUCGAAACGAACGAAUAACGAUUCAUUUAUUGAGAUGGUGAAGUGCAAUCCAGUUUUGUAUGAUAUGUCACUUACGGAUUAUAAAAAUAUAUUUAUGAAAAAUAAAAUAUGGGAUGAGAUAGGAGAAAAAUGUAACAUAAGUGGCGAUGAAGCCAAAAUGAAAUGGAAAAAUCUACGGGACACUUAUGGUAAAUAUUUAAAAACUACAAAAACCACUACAGGCCAAAGUGCGUUUAAAUCUUACAGUCGUUACAGCAAAUGGCAGUGGGCAUCUUCAAUGGAAUUUUUAAAAGAUCACAUAGGAUUUGCUCCAACUGAUACUAAUGUGGCAAGAGAAGAAGAAAGCGUAUCUGAUACCCAAAAUAUUACUGAACCCGAAUCUUAUAAUGAAAAUUCAACACAACGGUCAAGUUCAGUAGCAUCAUCCGAACGUUAUACUUCACGUUCGGGUUCCAGGAAAAGGACUUCUGUUAACGAACAUCCUGUUGAUAAAGUGAUUACGUACUUGAAUACAAAAUCAGAUAAAUUAUCGUCGAUUGAACAUGUUAUGCUUGGAUAUGCAAAAACAAUAGACAGGUUUUCUGAGCGACGUAAAAUUAUAACAAAAAUGAAAAUAGCUCAAGUUAUGAUGGAAGCGGAAUUGGAAGAAGAGCAAGAACGUAGUCUACAACGAGAAACAACACUGCGAUCUUACUACACCACUGAGCCUAACACAAGCCAAAAUGAUCGUUGUAUGUCUCAACAAUCAUGUUAUUCUCGUAGUGAGCCUAACACAAGCCAAAAUGAUCGUUGUAUGUCUCAACAAUCAUGUUAUUCUCGUAGUGAGCCUAACACAAGCCAAAAUGAUCGUUGUAUGUCUCAACAAUCAUGUUAUUCUCGUAGUCCCCAGUCUACUAAUGAUUCUGAACUGCAGUCUGCUCUGCGUUGUAUUCAAGAUAAUGCUCUAUCACCUCUAGCACCUUCACUGACUGGAGAAGGUCUCGAUUACGAACACGAAAUAGAUUACGAUCAACAGAAACACUCAGAAAUCUAAUAAGAAGGUUUUAGGUUAAGAUAAAAGUUGUGUUAAUAUUGUAAAAAAUCAAAGUUCCUUCCUAGUUAUCUAAAAUAAAGAUUUUCGUCAAUUAAUA
Messenger RNA from Melitaea cinxia (Glanville fritillary), 1199 nucleotides. RefSeq lists its product as uncharacterized. Gene Ontology annotation, cellular component: transcription regulator complex; nucleus. The transcript is spliced from 2 exons. The record is from RefSeq and is a predicted model, not a curated record. NCBI's taxonomy places the organism in Eukaryota, Metazoa, Arthropoda, Insecta, Lepidoptera, Nymphalidae. Gene Ontology annotation, biological process: regulation of transcription by RNA polymerase II. The coding region runs from base 62 to 1102 and encodes 346 amino acids.